AUGGCGCCCAACGGGGUCACCAACGGCGCCUCGUCCACGAGAAAGCCGGAUCUUCACUUGGUGUCCGACGAAGACGCCGUCUAUGAGCAAGAUAUCCUCCGAGACUUGGGUAGCACAAAGCCUUGGCUUGCUUACAUUGAAUUCAAACUACAUCAUGGCACGGUGCAAGAGCAAGCCUUCGUCCUCGAACGAGCUUGCGUGCAACUCCCGCGAUCAUACAAGCUCUGGAAAAUGUAUUUGCAAUUCCGGACCAAACAUGUUGCCAAGCUCAAUGCCGCGGUCUUUGCUGCGGAAUACCGAAAGGUGAAUGCGCUCUUUGAGCGCGCGCUCAUCUUGCUCAACAAAAUGCCAAGAAUAUGGGAGAUGUACCUGAAAUUCUUGCUCAAGCAACCACUAGUCACAUUGACGCGCCGAACGUUCGACCGAGCCCUCCGCGCGCUUCCCAUCACCCAGCACAACAGAAUCUGGGCGCUGUUCCGACCGUUUGCGAACUCGGCGGCCGGCGAAACGGCAGUCAAGAUUUGGCGGCGAUAUAUGCAAGUACAUCCCGAGGAUGCCGAGGACUUUAUCGAGCUCCUGAUUCAGGUUGGAUUGUAUACAGAGGCCGUCAAGAAGUAUAUUGACAUUCUCAACAAUCCACGCUUCAACAGCAAGCAUGGAAAGGGACACUACGAGCUGUGGAGCGAAAUGGUCGACCUACUGGUUGAGCACGCCACCGAAAUCGAAACCGGACAUGAGACGGGCAUCGACGUGGAAGGUAUUAUUCGCAGCGGCAUCGAUAGAUUUCCUGACCAGAGGGGCAAGUUGUUCUGUGGUCUGGCAACUUACUGGGCCAGGAGAGGAAGUUUUGAGCGCGCAAGAGAUAUCUUCGAGGAAGGUGUGACAACUGUCAUGACAGUCCGUGAUUUCACCCUGGUCUUUGACACAUAUGCCGAGUUUGAAGAGUCAAUCAUUGGUGCGCUCAUGGAAAUGGCAUCGAAGAGAGCAGAGGGCGGCGAUGAAGAUGAAGAUGCCGACUUUGAUCUCGAUAUUCGCAUGAUGCGGUUCGAGCAAUUGAUGGAUCGGAGACCAUUCCUGCUCAACGACGUGGUGCUGCGACAAAACCCCAAUAACGUGGCAGAAUGGGAGAAGAGGGUAGCUCUUUGGGGCGACAACAAACAGGAAGUGGUCGACACAUAUACAAACGCUAUUGCUGCUAUCCAACCAAAGAAGGCUGUCGGUCCAUUCCAUCAGCUGUGGGCCAACUAUGCAAAGUUCUACGAGUCUGGCGGGGAUAUUCGAAAUGCCAGAGUCAUUAUGGAAAAAGCUGUCAAGGUUCCCUUCAAGUCGGUGGCUGAAUUGGCUGAAAUGUGGAUCGAAUGGGCCGAGAUGGAGCUUCGGAACGAGAACUUUGAUGAGGCAGUCAGAAUCAUGGCCAAGGCCGUGCAAGCACCCAAGAGGUCGACGGUGGAUUACUUUGACGAGACGCUGUCCCCACAGCAGAGGGUUCACAAGAGUUGGAAGCUGUGGAGCUUCUACGUUGACCUGGUGGAAUCAGUUUCCUCGCUCGAGGAGACCAAGAAGGUUUACGAGCGCAUAUUCGAGCUGCGCAUCGCCACUCCACAGACUGUGGUCAACUAUGCCAACUUGCUAGAGGAGCAUCAGUACUACGAGGAUUCUUUCAGGAUCUACGAGCGUGGUCUUGAUCUCUUCAGCUGGCCUGUCGCUUUCGAGCUUUGGAACCUAUAUCUCACCAAGGCUGUCGACCGUAAGCUGGGGAUCGAACGUCUCCGUGACUUGUUUGAGCAGGCGGUUGAGUUCUGCCCUCCCAAGUUUGCAAAGACGCUGUACCUCAUGUAUGGCAAUCUGGAGGAAGAGCGCGGGCUGGCACGGCACGCCAUGCGCAUCUACGACCGAGCUACUCAGGCUGUCUCGGACGAGGACCGCGCCGACAUGUUCAACUUUUACAUUACAAAGUCGGCGUCCAACUUUGGUCUCCCGUCGACGCGCAGAAUCUACGAGCAAGCCAUUGCCGCGCUACCCGACGAAGAGGCCCGUGACAUGUGUCUCAAGUUUGCCGACAUGGAGAAGCGUCUUGGUGAAAUUGACCGAGCCCGAGCCAUUUACGGCCACGCCUCGCAGUUCUGCGACCCGCGCACCAACCCGGCCUUUUGGACCAAGUGGGAGCAGUUUGAGGUACAACACGGCAACGAGGACACGUACCGCGAAAUGUUGCGCAUCAAGCGGUCCGUACAGGCGCUCAAGAAUACCGACGUCAACUUUAUCGCCUCGCAGGCCAUUGCCCGCAGCCAGGCCACCAAGCAGCAGGUUGCCGACGGCGAGAUGGACCAGGAGACGGCCGACGCCAUGGAGCAGCUGGAACGGCAGGCCCGCGCACCAGUCGGCUUCGUGGCCAGCAGCACAGGCAUUACCGGAACACUGGCGCAGGACGAGCAGCCAGCGCAGGCCGUCAACCCGGACGCGAUCGAUAUCGAUGGAAUGGAUGAUGAAUAA
Pestalotiopsis fici W106-1 is the source of this 2493-nucleotide messenger RNA. RefSeq names its product Pre-mRNA-splicing factor SYF1. Gene Ontology annotation, molecular function: protein binding. The coding region runs from base 1 to 2493 and encodes 830 amino acids. Gene Ontology annotation, biological process: generation of catalytic spliceosome for first transesterification step; mRNA splicing, via spliceosome. Gene Ontology annotation, cellular component: U2-type catalytic step 2 spliceosome; post-mRNA release spliceosomal complex; Prp19 complex. The record is from RefSeq and is a predicted model, not a curated record. The transcript is spliced from 3 exons. Lineage: Eukaryota; Fungi; Ascomycota; Sordariomycetes; Amphisphaeriales; Sporocadaceae.